This is a messenger RNA of Drosophila mauritiana, 1032 nucleotides long. RefSeq names its product probable protein arginine N-methyltransferase 1.2 (gene Art9). Gene Ontology annotation, biological process: peptidyl-arginine methylation. Gene Ontology annotation, cellular component: nucleus. The coding region runs from base 17 to 958 and encodes 313 amino acids. The transcript is spliced from 3 exons. Gene Ontology annotation, molecular function: protein-arginine N-methyltransferase activity. Lineage: Eukaryota; Metazoa; Arthropoda; Insecta; Diptera; Drosophilidae. The record is from RefSeq and is a predicted model, not a curated record.
CCUUAUAACAUAAAUCAUGGAUCUGGAGAAGAAUCUGCUGAGAGAAAUGGCGGACAGCAUGUUGAACGAUGUAAUCUCCACCAGAGCGUACGAAUGGGUAUUUAAGCGCUAUGAAAGACUUUUCAAGGAUAAGAUAGUCUUGGACGUGGGUUGUCGCAGUGGAUUGCUUAGUUUGAUGAGCGUGGAAGCUGGUGCCGUCAAAGUCAUGGGCCUGGGCAAUAGGGAAAGUGCUGAAUUCGUUAGCAAGGCUUUUAUCGGCACUGAGAAGGAGGAUAUCUUCGAGUUUAUCGAGGGCGAUAUCCAUGAGAUAGUUCUGCCCUGCGGUCUGAAGAAGGUGGAUAUAAUAGUGUCCGAGUGGAUAGGUCACUCCGUUUUCGUGGACUCGCUUUUCAAGGAGGUGAUCUUCGCCAGAGAAAAGUGGCUGGUUAAGAGUGGCUUCAUCAUACCCAAUGUGGCUCAACUUUUUGUCUGCGGAAUUGCGGAUCAUCCGCGUAAGACUGUCGAAGGGAAUAUCCUUCCCCAGUGGUAUUAUCCUGGUCGUAGUUUUAUGGUCAGAGAACCCGUUUCCCCGAUAGAGGAUUACGUUGCCAAGGAGCAGAUGAUAACUGAAAAGUUCCUUCUGAAAACCAUCGAUCUCUGCACUGCCCAUAUAAAUGAUGAGAGCUUCAGGGUUCCCUUCAAGCUACGUGGCUUGAGGGACAGUCAACUUGGAGCCGUGGUGCUCUAUUCAGAUAUUGGACUCUGCCGACCGAAGGGAAAGUUUAGACUCAUGUUUUCCACAGGUCCCAAGAGACCUCGCACCUAUGUGAGGCAAACCAUAUUGUUUAUGGAUAAUCCCGUCGAGGUGACCAAACGUGAGCUGGUAAUCGGAGACCUUGGGAUGUACUACAAGCCGGAUGAGCAUCGCGAAGUGGAGUACUCCUUCUCCUUAGGCAGUUCCACAGUCGCAAAUCCAUGAAAAACACGAUGAUGUUUCGGUACUAUGCGAAUGACUUGGAUUUGAGCGAAAUAAAAGGGGGCUCUUCUUGUUGA